Messenger RNA from Orcinus orca (killer whale), 2510 nucleotides. It is a transcript of the gene YME1L1, whose product is annotated as YME1 like 1 ATPase. Lineage: Eukaryota; Metazoa; Chordata; Mammalia; Artiodactyla; Delphinidae. The coding region runs from base 143 to 2290 and encodes 715 amino acids. Gene Ontology annotation, molecular function: ATP-dependent peptidase activity; ATP hydrolysis activity; metalloendopeptidase activity. Gene Ontology annotation, biological process: mitochondrion organization; protein quality control for misfolded or incompletely synthesized proteins. The record is from RefSeq and is a predicted model, not a curated record. Gene Ontology annotation, cellular component: mitochondrial inner membrane. The transcript is spliced from 19 exons.
GCCAUUUUCCGUUUCUAGGAAGAGUGAGGGCGAGAGGAGAGAGAAAAGAAGGGGAAAAAAAGGGCUCAGCGCCUCCCCGCCGGGCCGUGGGCAAGAGGGACAGUUUCGGCAGGCGGGUGAGGUCGCUGACGGCCUGGAGAAGAUGUUUUCCCUGUCGAACACCGUUCAGCCCCAGGUUACAGUUCCUCUGAGUCAUCUCAUCAAUGCCUUCCAUUCACCGAAAAACACAUCUGUUUCUGUCAGUGCAUCAGUUUCUCAAAACCAGCAUCGGGAUGUAGUGUCUGAGCAUGAGGCUCCCAGCAGUGAGCCUAUACUUAACUUAAGGGACCUUGGAUUAUCUGAAUUAAAAAUUGGACAAAUUGAUCAACUGGUAGACAGUCUACUUCCUGGAAUUUGUAAGGACAAAAACGUUUCUUCCCAUUGGCAUACAUCUCAUGUAUCUGCACAGUCCUUCUUUGAAAAUAAAUAUGGUUGCUUAGAUAUAUUUAGUACUUUACGUUCCUCUUGCUUGUACAGACAACAUUCAAGAACUCUUAAAAGAAUUUGUUCAGAUCUUCAGUACUGGCCAGUUUUCAUACAGUCUCGGGGUUUUAAAACUUUAAAAUCAAGGACACGACGUCUACAGUCCACUUCUGAAAGAUUAGCAGAAACACAACAUACAGCACCAUCAUUCGUGAAGGGGUUUCUUUUGCGGGACAGAGGAUCAGACAUUGAGAGUUUGGACAAACUCAUGAAAACCAAAAACAUACCUGAAGCUCACCAAGAUGCAUUUAAAACUGGUUUUGCAGAGGGUUUUCUGAAAGCUCAAGCACUGACACAAAAAACCAAUGAUUCUCUAAGAAGAACUCGCCUGAUUGUCUUUAUUCUGCUGGUAGUUGGCAUUUAUGGACUCUUAAAAAACCCAUUUUUAUCUGUCCGCUUCCGGACAACAACAGGGCUUGAUUCUGCCGUAGAUCCUGUGCAGAUGAAAAAUGUUACCUUUGAACAUGUUAAAGGAGUGGAGGAAGCUAAACAAGAAUUACAAGAAGUUGUUGAAUUCUUAAAAAAUCCACAAAAAUUUACUGUUCUUGGAGGUAAACUUCCGAAAGGAAUUCUUUUAGUUGGACCGCCAGGGACAGGAAAGACACUUCUUGCCCGAGCUGUGGCCGGAGAAGCUGAUGUUCCUUUUUAUUAUGCUUCUGGAUCAGAAUUUGAUGAGAUGUUUGUGGGUGUGGGAGCCAGCCGUAUAAGAAAUCUUUUUAGGGAAGCAAAAGCAAAUGCCCCGUGUGUUAUAUUUAUUGAUGAAUUAGAUUCUGUUGGUGGGAAGCGAAUUGAAUCUCCAAUGCAUCCAUAUUCACGGCAGACCAUAAAUCAACUUCUUGCUGAAAUGGAUGGUUUUAAACCCAACGAAGGAGUUAUCAUCAUAGGAGCCACGAACUUCCCAGAGGCAUUAGAUAACGCCUUAAUACGUCCUGGUCGUUUUGACAUGCAGGUUACAGUUCCCAGGCCAGAUGUAAAAGGUCGAACAGAAAUCUUGAAGUGGUAUCUCAAUAAAAUAAAGUUUGAUCAGUCUGUUGAUCCAGAAAUCAUAGCUCGAGGUACUGUUGGCUUUUCUGGAGCAGAGUUGGAGAAUCUUGUGAACCAAGCUGCUUUAAAGGCAGCUGUUGAUGGAAAAGAAAUGGUUACGAUGAAGGAACUAGAGUUUUCCAAAGAUAAAAUCCUAAUGGGGCCUGAGCGUAGAAGUGUGGAAAUUGAUAACAAAAACAAAACGAUCACAGCGUAUCAUGAAUCUGGUCAUGCUAUUAUUGCAUACUACACUAAAGAUGCUAUGCCUAUCAACAAAGCUACAAUCAUGCCACGAGGGCCAACACUUGGACAUGUGUCCCUGUUGCCUGAGAAUGAUCGAUGGAACGAAACUAGAGCUCAGCUUCUUGCUCAGAUGGAUGUCAGUAUGGGAGGAAGAGUGGCAGAGGAACUUAUAUUUGGAGCUGAUCAUAUUACAACAGGUGCUUCCAGUGAUUUUGAUAAUGCAACCAAAAUAGCAAAGCAGAUGGUCACCAAAUUUGGAAUGAGUGAAAAGCUUGGAGUUAUGACCUACAGUGAUACAGGGAAACUGAGUCCAGAAACUCAAUCUGCUAUUGAACAGGAAAUCAGAAUCCUUCUGAGGGAUUCGUAUGAGCGAGCAAAACAUAUCUUGAAGACUCAUGCAAAAGAGCACAAGAAUCUAGCAGAAGCUUUAUUGACCUAUGAGACUUUGGAUGCCAAAGAGAUUCAGAUUGUUCUUGAGGGGAAGAAAUUGGAUGUGAGAUGAUAGCUCUUGAUGCAUUGUUGGUUUUAUUGCAAGACCAUAAGUAGCACUGCAGUAGUCGUAUUUUGCAACACUUUUCUCCCAUUCUUGGUAUCGCUCAAGGGUGUGAAACACUUUGUCAGUCUUUUGUCACAUUUAUCUAAUUUUGAUUAUUCUCAUGAUGGACACCUCCUGCAAAUAGCAAUUUAUUAAAGAAAAUAAAGAACUAUCAGGAUUGAAAACA